Molecule: messenger RNA, 879 nt
Organism: Plasmopara halstedii
Lineage: Eukaryota; Oomycota; Peronosporomycetes; Peronosporales; Peronosporaceae
Product: n-terminal xaa-pro-lys n-methyltransferase 1 isoform x1
Exons: 3
Coding region: 1-879 (292 amino acids)
Biological process (GO): N-terminal protein amino acid methylation
Cellular component (GO): cytoplasm
Molecular function (GO): methyltransferase activity
Source: RefSeq, a predicted model, not a curated record
AUGACCUCUGGUGCAUUCGACAUCAACGAUUCCCAAGUUGGAACAACGUCCCUAAUUCUGCCGCGGUGUCGAUGCAGCUGUUUGCCAAUUGAAUGGGAGGAGCUACGCUCGAUUUCCACUAAAGUACAGCAGGAUCUUGAUGAUUCCGGCAUGAUUGAGCCUCAUCACGAGUUCGAGAGCGUUUACGCGAUGUGGCAAGCGGAGCUUGGAGGAAUAUCAAGUGAAAUGAGGAACGUGGAGGUCGAACUUCGGGCUGAAAUUGGCGAGGAAAGUCCGCAGGAGCUUGUGUGGUACGCUCACGCUCAUAAGUACUGGGAUGACGAGAAAAAUUGUCCCCUUUCAGAAAACGGAGUGCUAGGUGGCUUUGCCCACAUUUCAGAAAUCGACAUUAACUGUGGCGCCGGGAUCGGCCGAGUAAGCAAAUUGCUGCUGUUGCCCAUGUUCAAUCACGUUGAUCUCGUGGAUCAAAGCCCAAGACUUCUACGUGGAUUAGAGCAGUAUUUAGGGGCAGAUGAAAUUCUUCUAGCUCGCGUGAGAAAUUUAUAUUGCAUGGGACUUCAGGACUUCGAGCCGACGUCUGCUAGUUACGACCUCAUUUGGAUGCAAUGGGUGCUGGUGCAUCUUACUGACCUCGAUCUUGUACGCUACCUAAAGCGCUGUAAGAAGGCUCUUACUCCGAAUGGUUUUAUUGUGGUCAAAGAAAACAUAUUUCAGUCUGCUGAGCCCUACGAUAUCGAUCGACAAGACAGCAGUAUCACGCGCUCAGCCGUCUACUAUCGGAGUAUUUUUAAGCAGGCUGGCCUUGUUGUGCUGGCGGAGUGGAGACAACGCCACUUUCCAAAAGAACUUUACCCUGUAAAAAUGUUCGCGCUGGCAUAG